AUGACCACCCUUGUUACAACCGAUGUUACCACAGAUGUUUCCACCGAUGUUACCACCCGCGUUACCACCAAUGCUUCCACCGAUGUUACCAUCGAUGAUGCCUUCGGUGUAGCCACAGAUGAUAUCAGCAAUCGCGGUGUUACCAGCGAUGUAACCAGCGAUGUUUUCACCGAUGCUACCACCGUUUAUACCACCUAUGUUUCCAGCAAUGUUACCACCUAUAUUACUACCGAUAUGACCACCGAUGUUACCACCGAUGCUUCUAAUGUUUCCACCGAUGUUACCACCCGCGAUACCACCAAUGCUUCCACCGAUGUUACCAUCGAUGAUACCUUCGGUGUAGCCACAGAUGUUACCAGCUAUCGCUUACCACCAAUCACCGAUGCUACCACCGAUGUUACCACAGAUCUUACCAGCGAUGUAACCAGCGGUGUUACUAGCGAUGUUACCAGUGAUGUUUCCACCGAUUUUACCACCGAUGCUUCGACAGAUGUAAGCACAGAAGAUACUAGCGAUGGUACCACCUAUGUUACCACAUACGUUUCCACCGAUGUUACCACCGAUGUUACCACCGCUAUGACCACCAAUGUUACAACCGAUGUUACAAGCGGUGUUAUCCCAGAUAUUACCAGCGAAGUUACCAUCGAUGUUACCACCGAUGUUAUCCCAGAUAUUACCAGCGAUGUUACCACCGAUUUUACCACCGAUGCUUUGACAGAUGUAACCACAGAAGUUACUAGCGAUGGUACUAGCGAUGGUACCACCGAUGUUACCAACAAUGUUACCAACGAUGUUUCCACCGAUGUUACCAUCGAUCAUACCACAUAUGUUUCUACCGAUAUUACCAACGCUAUGACCACCGAUAUUACAACCGAUGUUACCAUCGAAGUUUCCAUCGAUGUUACCAUCGAUGUUACCAACGAUUUUUCCACCUAUGUGACCACCAAUGUUUCCACCGAUAUUAUCACCGAUGUUACCACCAAUAUUAAAAGCGAUGUUACAAGCGAUGAUACCAGCGGUGUUACCAGCGAUGUUACCGGCGGUGUUUUUACCGAUGUUAACACCGAUCAUACGACUUAUGUUUCCACCGAUGUUAUCACCGCAAUGACCACCGAUGUCACCACCGAUGUGACCACCCAUGAGAUCACCGAUGUUACCACCAAUGUUACCACCCUUGUUACUACCGAUGUUGACACAGAUGUUUCCACCGAUGUUACCACCCGCGUUACCACCAAUGCUUCCACUGAUGUUACCAGCGAUGUUACCACCGAUGCUUCCACCGAUUUUCGCUCCGAUGUUACCACCGUUGUUACCUCCUGUUUUGGUGUUAAGACCGAUAUUAAGAGCGAUGUUACCAACGAUGUUACCAGCGGUGUUACCACCGAUAUUUCCAGCGGUGUUAAGACCGCUGUGAGCACCGAUAUUACCAGCGAUAUAACCAGCGAUGUUACCAACGAUGUUACCAACGGUGUUACCACCGAUACUUCCAGCGGUGUUAAGACCGAUAUUAAUAGCGAUGUUACCAACGAUGUUACCAGCGGUGUUACCACCGAUAUUUCCAGCGGUGUUAAGACCGAUAUUAAAAGCGAUGUUAUCAUUGAUGCUUCCACCGAUGUUACCACCGAUAUUACCAGCGGUGUUACCAACGAUAUUACCAGCGGUGUUACCAGCGAUGCUACAAGAGAUGUUACCGCUGUUGUUACCAACGAUGUUAAAAUCAAUGUGAAAACCUAUGUUACUACCGAUAUUACCAGCGGUGUUACCACCGAUGUUACCAGCGAUGUUACCAACGAUAUUACCAGCGAAGUUACAAGCGGUGUUACUAGCGAUUUUACAAGCGAUGUUUCCACCGAUGUUACCACCAAUUUGACAACCGAUGUUACUACCGAUGUUACCAGCGAUGUUACCACCGAUGUCGAUGUUACCAGCGGUGUUUCCACCGAUGUUACCACCAAUGUGACAAUAGAUGUUACCACCGAUGUUACCAGCGAUGUUACCAUCGAUGUGACCAACGUUGUGACUAGCGGUGUUACCAGUGAUAUUACCAGCGGUGUUAACACCGAUAUUAAAAGCGAUGUUACCAACGAUGUUACCAGUCAUUUUAGCUCCGAUCUUACCACCUAUGUUUCCACCGAUGUUACCACAGAUGUUACCGCUGUUGUUACCAACGAUGUUAAAAUCAAUAAGAAAACCUAUGUUACUACCGAUAUUACCAGCGGUGUUACCACCAAUGUUACCAGCGAUGUUACCAACGAUAUUACUAGCGAAGUUACCAGCGGUGUUACUAGCGAUUUUACAAGCGAUGUUUCCACCGAUGUUACCACCAACUUGACAACCGAUGUUACUACCGAUGUUACCAGCGAUGUUACCACCGAUGUGUCCACCGAUAUUUCCAGCGAUAUAACCAGCGAAGUUAACAGCGAUCUCCGAUCUUACCACCUAUGUUUCCACCGAUGUAACCACCGAUUUACCACCGUUGUUACCACCGAUGUUACCACUGAUGCUUCCAUUGAUGUUACCACCGAUAUUACCAGCGGUGAUUUCAGCGAUGUUACCAGCGAUGAUACCACCGAUCUUACCACCGAUGUUUCCACUAAUGCUUCCACCGAUGUUACCACCGUUGUUUCAAGCGAUAUUACCAACUGUGUUACCAUUGAUGUUACCUGCGAUGCUACCAACAUCGCCACAGAUGUUACCAGCGAUCGUAAAACCGAUGUUACUAGCGAAACUACCAGCGAUGUGAUCCUCGUUAUUACCAGAGGUGUUAACACCAAUAUUAAAAGCGAUGUUACCAACGAUGUUACCAACGAAGUUACCAGCGGUGUUACCAGCGGUGUUACCAGCGAUGUUAACAACGAUGUUACCACCGAUCAUACCAACGAUGUUACCACCGAAGAUACUACCGAUGUUACCACCGAUGUGACCACAGAUGGUACAACCGAUGUUGCCACCGAUGUUACCGCCGAUGUGACCACCGAUAUUACCAGCUAUAUAACCAGCGAUGUUACCAACGAUGUUACCAGCGAUGUUACCAGCGAUGUUUCCACUGAUGUUACCAUUGAUCUUACCAUCUAUGAUUCCACCCAUGUUACCACCAAUGUCACCACCAAUGUUACCAGCGCUGUUAUAACCGAUGUGACCACCAAUGAUAGCACCGUUGUUACCAAAGAUGUUACCAAAAUUGAUACCAUCGAUGGUACCACUGAUGUUGCCACCUAUAUUUCCAACGAUGUUACCACCGAU
This is a messenger RNA of Drosophila serrata, 3243 nucleotides long. RefSeq names its product serine-aspartate repeat-containing protein I-like. The record is from RefSeq and is a predicted model, not a curated record. Lineage: Eukaryota; Metazoa; Arthropoda; Insecta; Diptera; Drosophilidae.